Molecule: messenger RNA, 2409 nt
Organism: Chrysoperla carnea
Lineage: Eukaryota; Metazoa; Arthropoda; Insecta; Neuroptera; Chrysopidae
Gene: Mvl
Product: protein Malvolio
Exons: 12
Coding region: 157-1914 (585 amino acids)
Biological process (GO): metal ion transport; manganese ion homeostasis; response to manganese ion
Cellular component (GO): apical plasma membrane
Molecular function (GO): cadmium ion transmembrane transporter activity; manganese ion transmembrane transporter activity; iron ion transmembrane transporter activity
Source: RefSeq, a predicted model, not a curated record
UUAAUAUUAAUAAAUAAAUAAAAUAAAUUAUAAUUGUGAACAAAUAUAACCAAUAAUUAGUUUGUGAUGUAAAAAAAAAAGUUUUUCAUUUAAUGUUCAAUACGUGUUCAUCUACAAAUUUAUAUUAUUUUUUAAAAUUUUUUAAUUUAAAACAAAAUGGUGAAGGAGGUUGAAGAUACUCGGGAAUCUACAUCAGACUCACAUUCCCGUAUUACACCUGAUAAAGGGUCUAGUACAACAGUAUUAAACCAAAAUGAGUCCUCACUUUUAACAAAUCAAUCAACAUAUUUUGCUGACGAAAAAAUUCAAAUACCUGAAACUGAAACUACAGGUUUUUCAUUUAGAAAAUUAUGGGCAUUUACUGGUCCAGGAUUUUUAAUGUCAAUUGCAUACUUAGAUCCAGGAAAUAUUGAAAGUGAUCUUAAAAGUGGUACCGUUGCUCAAUAUAAAUUAUUAUGGAUUUUAUUAUCAGCAACAAUUUUGGGUUUAUUAAUGCAAAGGUUAUCCGCCCGAUUAGGUGUAGUAUCUGGUUAUCAUUUAGCUGAAUUAUGUUAUAGACAAUAUCGAUUAAUUCCGCGAUUAAUUUUAUGGAUAAUGAUUGAAAUUGCAAUUAUUGGAUCUGAUAUGCAAGAAGUUAUUGGCACUGCCAUUGCCAUAUAUUUACUUAGCAAUAAAAGGAUAGAUUUGUGGAUCGGCGUCCUAAUCACAGUUUGUGAUACAUUUACUUUUCUAUUCCUCGAUAAGUAUGGUUUAAGAAAACUAGAAUUAUUCUUUGGAUUUCUAAUAAUGGUUAUGGCAUUAGCCUUCGGUUACGAAUAUGUUGAAUCCGCCCCUCCACAGUUACAAGUUUUAAAAGGUAUGUUCCUACCAUGGUGUAAAGAUUGUGAUUCGAAUGCGUUACUUCAAGCGGUAGGAAUUAUUGGAGCUGUAAUUAUGCCACAUAACUUAUAUUUACACUCAGCUUUAGUCAAGUCUCGUGAAGUUGAUCGACAAAAACCAGAAAAAGUGAAAGAAGCCAAUUUGUACUUUUUCGUUGAAGCUGCCAUUGCGUUGUUUGUCAGUUUUAUUAUAAACGUGUUUGUAGUGUCAGUAUUUGCGCAUGGAUUGUAUGGUAAAACUAAUAUUGAAGUUAUUGAAAGUUGCAAGGCGUAUGAUAUUGAUUCCAGCAUUUUCCCAAAUAAUACUGAAACUGUGGAUGCAAAUUUAUACAGUGCGGGUAUAUUUUUAGGAUGUAGUUUUGGAGGAGCUGCACUUUAUAUAUGGGCUGUUGGAAUUUUAGCAGCUGGUCAAAGUUCAACAAUGACAGGUACUUACGCCGGACAAUUUUCAAUGGAGGGCUUCCUUAAUUUACAAUGGGCAAGAUGGAAGCGAGUAUUAUUUACUCGAGUCAUAGCGAUUGUGCCAACAUUUUUUAUGGCUUUUUAUAAUAAUUUAGAACAAUUAACAAGUAUGAAUGAUAUUUUAAAUGCUGUUAUGGUGUUACAGUUACCAUUUGCAACGAUUCCGUUAAUUGCAUUUACAUCAAAUCGACAAAUUAUGGGGGAAUUUGUAAAUGGAUUAGCGAAUCGAAUAAUUUCAGUGGCCUUAAGUUUAGUAGUAAUAGGAAUAAACACAUAUUUUGUAUUAAGCAAUAUUUUACAAGGAGAAGACAGUAUCGAAUGGUAUUGGAUGGUACCAGCGUUUGUUUUUGGAUUUUUAUAUCUAUUAUUUUGUAUUUAUUUAGCAAUACAUAUGGCUGCGUCUAUGGGUAAUCAACGAUUGAUACAAUCAGAGAUCGUUGGAAAAUAUGUAUUGGGUCCCGUAGACGCAAGGUUUGCAUGUGACAAUCCUAUAACCUACUCAAGCACAAUGGAAAAUCCCAUGUACAAAUUACAUGACGCAUCGAGUUCUGUGAACAUUGUUGAAAAAUUUUGAAUAUUUUUUUUGUAGUUUUUUAGAUUUAAAUUCUCAAAUUUAUAUUGUUGAUAUUUCUAUGAAAAUAUGAAACAAUUUUACCAUGAAGGUUUUACUCUUCCAUCUCGUGGCAAAAUGAUUUACUAAAAAUAACAAGCAAUUCUAUGAAAAGAUGAAUUCUGUUACAUUUUCUAUAACGGAAAAGUUUUAUUUAGUCUUGUAUUUGUUUCCAAGUUUAUCACAGUUUUUUGUUUGUUUUUUAUAUUGUUUGUAUAGAUUUAAUCGAUGAAAUCUUGGAUUGAACAACUUUGUUUCAGGAAUUGAUUCAUUUGAUAAAAUCCAAUUCAAUGAACAGCUCAUUGACUCCUUUAAUAAUUCUUCACUUAAAAGGAAUCAAAAGUAUGAUCAUUUUAAUGAUUUAAAUCAAAUGAAUAAAUUUUUGAAUCAUAAUGAUUUAGCUCAGUACUAGAUUUAAGUACUAAGUACUUAUUUUCAAAAGAACUUAAGUAUAGAAAA